Messenger RNA from Babesia sp. Xinjiang, 2091 nucleotides. RefSeq lists its product as uncharacterized. Lineage: Eukaryota; Apicomplexa; Aconoidasida; Piroplasmida; Babesiidae. The transcript has 17 exons. The record is from RefSeq and is a predicted model, not a curated record. Bases 1 to 2091 code for a protein of 696 amino acids.
AUGACAACAUUGGAACAUCUCUUCGAGGAUAUGGAUCGAUGCCUAGACGAAAUAGAGAGUAGCAAACAACGGCUCUCUGGGGCGAUGUCACAUUUCAAUACAUUAUACGCACUAUAUCGACUCCUGAGGAAGGAGAUGAAAGAUCUACGUAAAGAAGUUGCCCAGCAUCUUUUGAUUUACGACGAGCAUAAAUCUCAUAUAAAUUCAAUUUCUGAUGAGUUAGAAACAUUGGGAGUGCGCAGCACCGCACUGGAGGGUUCGCUGUCUUCUAAGUCGGAAGUGCUGGAUGUGAAACUGUCAGAGAUGCGUACAUCGCAGUCAAAACUAGAGGACAUACUAGAAAACCUCAAGAAACACCAAUGUCAGUAUAACAUAGGGCUACUCAAGAUGCACGAGGCCGAGGUGAUGGCCUCAACUGUCAAAAAAGGAUUCAAAAGGAUAAGUGGUAGAUUAACUCGGCUUCAGGGUAAACUGGAAAGUCGGUGUUUGCACCAUAAGACCGCAUUAAGUGACUUGAACGCUAAAACGGAAGAAAAGGAUGCCGAGAUAUUGUCCGCUCGUUCCCUUCUGGAAGCAGCCAGGGCUGAACUGUCGGCAUGUGGCGAUAGGUUGUCUGCUUUGGAAAAAGAAAAAAAAAGGUUGGACGAUCUCUUAAAUGAUCGAGAAUUUGAUCGUUCAUCUAUAUUUAAAGAGUUCGACGAUCUGGCAUCAGUUCUAUCUUCGUGCCAGAACAAGCUGACAGAAUUGGAUGGUCAUAUCAUGGAAUCUCACGAAUCAAAUAAGAAGUACCUUCAAAACAUUGCAUCCCUCGAGCAAGAAGAGGAUCGUUUGGAUUCUUUGCGAGGAGUGGUUACGUCGGAAGCUCAUGAACUACAAAUGGCACUGGAAGAAUGUAAGGAUCAUCUAGAUUCAUUAAAACGGUCUUUGGAGUCCAUAUCGAAAGAUUUGGAUACGGAUUCGACGGAGUUAGAAAAAUAUUCCACUCUUCGAGGUGAGCUGGAACAGCAGCUUCCAGCGCUUCGUAAGCGAGCAAACGACUGGUUAAAGCGCCUUGAAAGCGCGGAACAGACAUUUCUUGGCAUUACUACAGUGGAGCUAGAGGUUUCGGAGCUUGAUGCCGAGCGUUCUUCUAUUGAAGCUAAAAUGUCGGAAUGGCAAAAUAAAAACGAGACAGUACAGGAGGAACUCACUCGGGCUCAAACCGCUGUGAACGAAUUAGAAGGAUCCAGGUCAUCACUGGCAACCGCUGUGGACAGAGAGACAUCACGAUCUCAACAGUUGAGCAAAGAGCUAGAGGAACUGAACAAGGCAAGUCACUUUCAUCCGCUAGAUAUGCGUUCAGGGUAUCACCCAAUCCCGUAUUCUCCUCGGAGAAUUGAAGGCGAAAUACGCCGCGUAGGUAGCCUCCAGUUCGUUACCAUGGUUUUAGAGAACAGAACGAACGGCAGCUUAGGUUCUCAGAGUUACAACAGUCAGCGCCAUAUGGAUGAAUACAAGGAAAAGCAAAGCGUAAAGAUUUGCGACCUGAAGUCUGCGUUGAAGAGUCAACGUGAAGCCGUAUUACAAAGCAAACGUGAGGAAUGUUCUAACGAGUUGCAGAGGCACACUGCACAACUUCGCUCUGAUCUGGCGGAGCUCGAGCGGUCUAGACAACGGAAACUAGAUGAAGACGAGCGCAUCAUAUCUCAGCUCCAGGCAGAGUUGCAGAAAAUUAGCAAUGAAAUGUAUCGUUCAUACAUCAGCAAACGCAGCGCUGAUGCGAUAAUGCAGGAAGCUUGCAGCCAGUACCAUCGUUUGCUGAGGAAGUAUCGAGGUUAUCUUUCCCGUCACUACCUAAUUGGUCACCUGCAGCAUUACACACAGACCCCGGAUUACUGGACCUUUACUGUGGACAACCUCGUGAUAUGUAUGGGACAGAUGGCUCAUCACUUCGGAGGUCGUAUUCAUGCUGCUGCUAUUGAAGAUUUAAGCACUACUGGUGCCCCUGCUUUUGUUCAGAGCAAUGAAACGCUAAUAAAUGCGUCUGCGGCAUUUUGUUACCCGGGAUGCGUUAAAAUUAAAGCCGUCUACGAAGACUCGGGUUAUAUGUAA